AUGGCUCCCAAGAACCAGCACGGCAGAAAUGCCAACAAGCCCUCGCAGCAGCAGCCGCAGCAGCAAGGCAAGCAGUCCGAGAAGAACCGCGCUCCUCCUGCGGCGAAGUCGACGGCGACACCAGCACCGACUCAAAGCGGCGCAACAGUUGUCGGUCCGAGCAAAGCUGCAGGUAAUGUAGACGAACUGUCUGCGAAGCUUGGUGACAUCACCACGGGACAGCAGACUACUGCUGGUGCUGCCGCUGCUGCUCCGAAAUCGCUCGCUGCCCCUGCCCCUGCCCCUGCUCCGAUAACCGCUUCUGGAGAUAUGCCGAACAUAUUUGGCGGCAUGCCGGACUCGUGGGAAUCUGACGACGACGAGGACCUGACUGGUCCGGCCUUCACGAAAGCGGAAGUUGGGCUCACCGACGGAGAGAACGGUGGUAAGUUCGUGUCCAGAGAGAUCAUCGACAAGCUCCAGAAUGGCGAAAUCGUUCUCAAGGAACUGCCUAGGGACAUGAUGCUGCCAGCGAGUGAAAACUGGCUCUACCCAUCCGAUGCUACACAGGUUUACAACGUGUACCGCGGUAGUGAUGCUCCACGCGCGGAGAACAUGGUCAUCUAUGAUGCCGAGGGAAACAAGAAAGGCUCGCUCACCAAAUCCAGCAAAGUCUUUCUGUCUUUCAAUGACCACAAGGUCGGAAUCGGAGCCCUCACUGGCAAGCCGGGACUCUUAGUGAAGCUUCAGUGGAUUCUGCACAGCCAAGUACCAGGCUUCUUGCUCACCAUUGAGCGGGGCAACGACCGUGGAACUGUUCAGGUUAGAGUUCACGUCAACAGUAUGACGCGCGCUGAGGGUACGUUCGGUAGAGAUGUCGGUUUCUCGAUGCAAUCCAGCGCCGAGAAGGGAGGACUGAAGGACCUUGCUCGCACAGGACUCGUUCUCGGCGACAAAGUCGAGGAAGGACUAUGGGAGACACGUUGCAAGCUUCUCAAGAGCAUGCACGAGCAAGCCACUGGGCCUCCACCAUCUCGACCCCAGUUCGUCGGUAUCAGUGAGAAGGAGCUGGCGGACAUGAAAGCGAAUUCGACUGAUCUCAAAUUCCUUGACGAUUCUACGGGUCUUACUCAUGGAGACUGGGCUUUGAUCGCGCUUUUCGACACUGCAGACUUCAGUAUGUUUCGAUUCCUGCACACAGAUGACGGUGCUCAACAUGCGUAUGGUACAUUGAAGUACUGGCUGUGCGGUGCUAUUCAAGACGUAGCGAGAAAUGGAAACUUUCCUCACUACCGUAGACAGGCGGCCAAGCUUAGCCAGGAUGUCAACAGUCGGGCAUUCCGUCUACGAGAGACUGUCCCUCCGCGGCACAUGGUCACCAAGUGGCGCAUCACUUACGAAGCGGACGAAGCAGGCCGUCAGCGACCCGUCUCUGCGAGAGCUGAGCAGUGGACUUCUUUCGCGAAGCUCACGUUCUACCCGGACAGCGAGUCGAAGGCUCUCGCACUCCGUAUUGGAACCGAGCGCAACCGCGAUUUCGGUGUGGCUAUCAUUCAGGACCUCCUGGAUACCAAGAUGGGCUCCCUACAAGCGCACAUCACGCCGCUCCCUGACGACCCAAACCUCUACUGGAUCGAAAUCGCCGUCGAAGGCGGAGAAGGCUCGCUGUUCGGAUCUGAUCACCGCCUGAAGCCUGCAGUCAGCAGUCGGGUCGAGAUCGUCGUUGCGGACGGAGACAACCGGGGUACUAAGUUCAACGGUACCGUUCAGGACGACCUGUUUGGCAGGAGGCCAGAGAUCGCGUGCAUCGCUCGUGUCGUUGGUAACAAGCGGCUCGACGAGGGAACCUUCCCAGUCAGCGUCGACAUGAAGGACGACGGAACUCCUUGCGAUCGUCAGAACGCAGCUCUCAUCGAGCUGAGUCGCCGAGUCGAGCGGACCAAAGGUGUGGACAUUGCAAACUUGGUGCUCCGUGCUAAGCCAACCAUCUUGGAACCAGAGGCUCUAGCGGAAGAGCUCUCCAGUGCGCCUUGGGCAAAUGGAGAUGCCAUCUUGGAGAAGGUCAUCAGCUCUUGGGCUCUCAACCCAAAGCAGGCAGAGGCGGCUACACUGUCGACGAAGACACAGUCCGGCACUGUGUUGAUACACGGCCCUCCCGGAACUGGAAAGUCUCGUGCUCUUGCUGCGAUCGGUAACCUCCAUGCGAAGCUCGGCCAUUGUACUGGCAUUGCUAAGCGACAGGUACUGUUUACCGCCCCGAGUAAUUACGCAGUUGAUCAACUCUUGUCGAAAAUGGUCCAGAAACUCGACCUCAAGAAGGAGCGCAUUCGAGUGUGCAGAUUCACCGGCGAUAAACCGCCAAAGGCUCCUCGUUCGACACCGCUGGCCGAACAGCAGGCGUCGGAGACUGCUCGGACAGAUGAGUUCGUCGGUGAGGGUACUACUGACACGCUCUGGGAGCUCUGCGCGCGCAUGGCAGAGAAUAAGAAGGCUACGGCGCUCAGCGCGCAGUAUUCGUUCUUUGUGCAGCGGAAGCAGUUCAUCUACGACAUAUCUAGAGAUACUGGUCAUGAGUUCCAGCAAGAAGCCCUGUACUUCCGCACUCAGAAGAGGGAUCUUGCGGAAGCCCUGAAGAAGGGCGACAAGGCGAGAGCUGAUGAGUGUCGCAAGGAGAUCACGAUCAACGAGCCUCUCUGGACGAAGCGCUACUUCGACGAAGUCGACUUCGUGUUUGUCACUAACAGUAGUGCAGCCCAUGAGACUCUCAUGGAUUAUCUCAAGCCUUCUGUGCUCAUCAGCGACGAAUCUGCUCUGGCGUCCGUGGCCGAUAUCGCAACGCCUCUCGCGGCCUUCCUAGAGUGGAUCAAGCUCGUAGUCCUUGCAGGCGACCACAAGCAGAUCGGUCCUCGCAACUUCUCCGCAGGUGCCAAUGAGCUCUCGAUCGACAUGUCUCAAUCGCUGUUCUCCCAGUUGGUUGAGAACAAGGGAGGUGAGGACCAUGUCAUGCUGACAGAGCAGUACCGCAUGAAAGAAGCAUUCUCGGAAAUGGUGAACGAGAUCUUCUACAACGGCAAUCUGACGAACCACGAGUCUCUUGCAACAACGAGCGCGCUUGAGGUCACUCUCAAAGACUUCUUCGGCCAUCUCAGCCCGUUCUGGAAUGGACGCCUCCGUCUUGCCGUCGAUGUCUCUGGCCCUGGGGUCAGUUCUGUCGCCACAGGAUCGGCCAAGUCGACGAAGAACGAGGCUGAAGCAGCGGAUCUCGUCGCUCUAGUGCAUGCGUUGGUCAACUUCACGCCGAGCUCGACUGGAGGUCGCAAGAUCAAGCGGGAGGACUUCCUCAUCAUCACGCCUUACGCAAGCCAGGUCACCGAGAUUCAGCGUCAGUUGAUCGCUCGGAACUUGACUGGUACCAUCGAGGGCGAUGCCAUCGAGUGCCAGAUCAUGACUUCAGCAAGCGUGCAAGGCUUGGAGCACAAGAUCGUGUUGCUCUCCAGCGUGAAGAAUGAGCCUGGCAAGCCCAUGAACAUUGGUUUCACGAAAGAUUCGAAGCAGCUUUGUGUCAACUUCUCGCGAGUAGAGGAGUGCAUGGUGACGUUCAGCAACAUCGCUGCUCAUGCUGUCUCCCAGAUCCGUGGAGCUCCGCAGAUGACGCAGACGAAGACUGGCAAGAUGUCGGCGUUCGCCAAGAUCGUGGGCAGCUACCGCGACAAGAAGGACAUCAUCUCGAAUGGUCAUUUCAAGGCGCUGAUCGGUCGUACAGAAGUUCGCGCUGCAGAUGAUAUCGAGAUCAUCUUCAAGCAAGUCCAGGAAGCGGAGACUGCGAAAGCCGACCGUGCCAUCAUGGAAGUCGAUCAGGAAGGCAGACGUACUGACCGUAGAGGCCCUCGCGAGACAGGAGUACGUCCUCCGGGACUCGGACGCGAUGCGCCAAAGGCCCGCCCGAACAUGGUCUCCGCGUACCAGCAAGAGCAGUCUGCCUCGGAACAGCCAGGAGCCAAGCGGAAGCGUCCGGCAGUGGUUGGUGGCGACACCGAGCGAUUGGCCACUCCGCGGCUCGACGAGGAUUCUGCGAUGGAGGAAGACAACGUGGAGCCAGACGUCGAGAUGGACGGAGCCUCUUGA
Molecule: messenger RNA, 4104 nt
Organism: Zymoseptoria tritici IPO323
Lineage: Eukaryota; Fungi; Ascomycota; Dothideomycetes; Mycosphaerellales; Mycosphaerellaceae
Exons: 1
Coding region: 1-4104 (1367 amino acids)
Molecular function (GO): helicase activity
Source: RefSeq, a predicted model, not a curated record